UGCAGCACAGCUCACCUGCCGGGAGUGGCCGUCACGUGACCAACCCGGAAGUAAGCACGGUUUGGAAAGAAAAGAGGAACUUCUUCCCUCGUGUUGGUUUCUACAGGCCAAAAGAACUUCAAAAUCUUCCCUAGAACACUUUAAGAAUGCAGGAAAACUGCAUCAGAAUGGACUAAAUCUGGCCCAGCAGACUUAGGACAUCACCAGGAUACAUCAGUGUGUUUCACAACAGUAGAACUACGGCAAAAAAACUCAUGGAGAAGAAAGAACAGGAGCUGAGAAAAGCUGCCGGGCGAGGUGAGGAGGACAGAGUUAAACAGCUCCUGGCCGAGGGAGUCAAUGUCAAUGCUGCCGACAACAGCGAAUGGACUGCUCUCCACUCUGCAUCCAGGUACGGCCACACAGGAACUGUACAGGCUUUACUCACAGCUGGAGCAACAGUCGACGCACGAAACUACUGGGGAGGGACUGCUCUCCACUGUGCAUCCGAGCACGGCCACACAGGAACUGUACAGGCUUUACUCACAGCUGGAGCAACAAUCGAUGCACGAAGCGACUUGAAUGAGACUCCCCUUCAUGCAGCAGCAAGGAGAGGACACCCCGAGUGUGUCAGAGUACUGCUGAGGGCUGGAGCCAACACUGUCAUAAGGAACGAUGAUAAGGAGUCAGCAGAAGAAGUUGCAGUACAAGAGGAUGUGCAGCAGGUGUUCCAGUUGUUCAAAGCUCUCCAACCUAAAGUGGUUGAUGGCUUGCUCACUAUCAACCUCCGUGACAAAGGACUGACCUCCGUGCCAGCCGAGGUGUUUGACAACAGAGAUGUCGAACGUCUUGUCCUGUCUGACAACAGGCUGAAGAGCAUACCUGAGGAGAUAGGGCAACUACAGAAGCUUCGUGAACUUAAACUUGACAACAACCUGCUGACACAAGUGCCCCAAACAAUCACCACGUUACCUAACCUACAGCACAUGGACUUGUCACACAACAAGUUGGAGACAUUGCCUGAUGGAUUCUCCAGGUUAAAACAACUUCAGUAUCUCAACAUCUGGAACAAUGUAUUCAAAGAGAUACCAGAAGAAGUCUGUUCACUUCUUCACCUUCAGGUCUUGGACAUCAGUGGCAACCCCCUCAAGUGUCUCCCUGACAAGAUAUCUAAGCUCACAGGACUGACGUGGCUUUAUAUCAGUAAUUGUCAGUUUGAUGAGUUCCCCAGACAGGUGCUGCAGCUGGAGGGUCUGGAGAAGCUAUACAUGGGGAACUGGGCUGGGGAGGGCAAACCUUCACUUGUACCUGAAGACAUCGGCAGACUGAAGAACCUACAAGUCUUAGAUCUUCGGGAGAGUGGCCUGGAGUCACUGCCGGAUGGUGUUGGGGAACUGUCAGAACUGUUGGAGCUAAACAUUGCUGGAAACAGAUUCACAUCAGUUCCUGAACAAAUCAUGAACCUGUCCAACAUCAGGCAGCUCCACUUGUCAGAUAACAGGAUUUCCCGCCUUCCCCUGACUCUGAGCCGAAUGGCCCGACUUGUGGAGAUGAACAUGAAAGACAACCCCCUGACAUAUCCCCCUCCUGAUGUCUGUGAGAAAGGCACAGCUGCCAUCAUGGACUUCGUCAGAACAGAGCUAAAGAAAAAGGAAGAUAAAGAGCUGAGGAAGCUCUUCUCCCGUUUCUCGCAAAACGUGACCAAAACACACGAGGUGGAGGAUCUGGCCGGAGCACUUGGGCUUUCUGCAGAUGAGCUGAACAUUAUCCAAGCUUCAAAGACCCAAACGGCAAGGUCUCAGGCCAACAAGGUGCUGUUGAAGUGGAUGGAGACAGACAGUGAAGCGUCCAUGGACAAGCUUCAGCAGGAGCUGAGUGACUUUGGUAUGGACCGUCUGGCAAAGGAGGCAGGCAUGGUUAAGGCCCAGCCAGUUAAGCGGCCAGCAGAUACAUCAGGCGGGCCACCAGCCAAGCGCCCGGCAGCCGGAGGGUCUUCUGGUGAGGGGCGUCAGGAGGAGCAGCUGGCACAGCUGAUGGAGGAAAACCAAAGUUUGAAAGCUCUGGUGGAAAAACUACAAGGCAGCCAGAAGUCAACAAGUCAAGAUGGAGCCGAGCAACCUGGAUCUGGAAGAAGGCCUUUGGUGCUGCUGCUCAAUGAUGAGUAUGGGACCAGCAAGGGUGGUAUAUCCACAGUCAACCGACAGAUGGGGUGCUUUCUGGCUUCAAAAGGAGCAAAGGUCCUUUGCACAGUCCUGAAUGCCACACAACAAGACAAGGAAGACGCGGAUGAGGAUGGAAUUCAGCUGGUUUUCCCAGAAAGGUUUAAACGUGAUCUGAGAAAGGAAGAGCUCUCCUGGCUGACCUUUGACCACCAGACCAGAUAUCCAGACCUUCCCUCACACGUAGACUUCAUUGUGGGCCACGUACACGUCACAAGCCACGCAGCAAGACGGAUCAAGGAACGCUUUCCUGACGCCAAAGUCAUUCAGGUCACUCACGUGAUGCCAGAAGACACCAGUCAGUACAAGGAUGAUGAGAAGGUGUUGAAAAUUGAAGAGGAGAUCGGUAACAUUCUGGAUGACCUACGACAUGCUGAUGUCAUCUUCUCGGUUGGUCCAUUGAUGUAUGACUACUACAGGCAUCAGACAAAGCAGCUAACACUUAAACAUCACGAGCUCCUGCCAAAGCCUUCUGACAUCUUCAUCGAUAUGAAACUGAAGCCACCCGUUGACACAAAAACAAAAGUGGUGCUGUCCAUCGGCAGGGUCAAGGGUGUGGAGAGGCUGAAAGGCGUUGAUCUGUCUGCGGAGACCAUGGGCAUGGUGAUCAACAAACUACCCCACACAAAGUGGCGACUUCGAGGCAUCAGACGUGACGAUUUUCAAGCAAGCAGGAGCAUCAUUGAAGCCAAUACGCGUAACAUCGUCUUCUUCACUCCCCUGGAGUACGCCACACAGGAAGAGCUGUGUGAGGACAUGGGAAAGGCCGAUGUCGUCCUGAUGCCGUCUCGUGCAGAGCCAUUCGGACUGAUUGGUCUGGAGGCCAUCGCCGCAGGGGUGCCAGUUGUGAUUUCCAACAAAUCUGGUCUUGCAGAGUUCCUGAAGAAGCAAGACCCCGAGUUCGACCGCACGAUCGUUAAGAUCGAUGAGGAUGGUGACAAAGCUGCCCAAACGUUGGCUGAUCGUGUCAUCGACAUACUGCAGGAUGGAAGAAGGGAGUUUCAAGCAGCACAAAGUUUGAAGCAGAAGCUUCUGGACUCAGAGUACUGGGCUGCAUCACACAGCAAGCUCCUCCAAACCUUUGGCCUAGAGGGCUGAGAUUUUAACCACAGAAUUUCACCCAUAACUCAGGUCACAAUCUGACUUGAUUUCACUGGCCUUAAAUCUUAAAGUUUUGGCCACCAGAACCCACAAUUUGUACUUGAUUCGAAUCUGGAUCCUUAUGUCACUCGUGCUGAAUCAUGAACAGGUAUCCCCACUUUGAGAACAAUCAACAUUUCUUACUUUAUAAGGCCACACCGAUUUAAUUUUAUGGAUGACAUCCUCUGAAGACCCCCAAACUAGUGCGCGCAGGCGAAAAAAAUAAAA
This is a messenger RNA of Branchiostoma belcheri (Belcher's lancelet), 3566 nucleotides long. RefSeq lists its product as uncharacterized. NCBI's taxonomy places the organism in Eukaryota, Metazoa, Chordata, Leptocardii, Amphioxiformes, Branchiostomatidae. Bases 255 to 3296 code for a protein of 1013 amino acids. The transcript is spliced from 12 exons. Gene Ontology annotation, cellular component: cytoplasm. Gene Ontology annotation, biological process: apoptotic process; proteolysis; signal transduction. The record is from RefSeq and is a predicted model, not a curated record. Gene Ontology annotation, molecular function: protein binding.